GAUUCGUGACCCUAUCCGCGUUUGCGUCCAUUUUCGACGCACGUUUCGUUUGCGAUUGUUCUGCGCGCGAACAGUGUUUUCCCUUGCUGUGCGGUAUAACUUAUUUGAAAGUUUAGGCAAUGUCUCUUCCUCCAGUCAACCCUUCGAGCUUGCUGCCACUAGAACUGAUCGACAAGUGUAUCGGGUCGAAGAUUCAUAUUAUCAUGAAGAGCGACAAGGAAAUCGUCGGAACACUCUUGGGAUUCGACGACUUCGUCAAUAUGGUACUUGAAGAUGUGACGGAAUAUGAGAGCACUCCUGAAGGGAGAAGAAUCACCAAGCUUGAUCAGAUUCUCCUUAAUGGAAACAACAUAACAAUGAUGGUCCCUGGAGGUGAUAUGCCUGAUGCAUAACUAAGUUUUCUGUGAAGUGUUUGUUUUCAAUUGAAUAAAUGGAGGUGUGCCAUUG
Ixodes scapularis (black-legged tick) is the source of this 447-nucleotide messenger RNA. Its product is annotated as U6 snRNA-associated Sm-like protein LSm5. Gene Ontology annotation, cellular component: U4/U6 x U5 tri-snRNP complex; Lsm1-7-Pat1 complex; U6 snRNP. Gene Ontology annotation, molecular function: RNA binding. Bases 120 to 392 code for a protein of 90 amino acids. Gene Ontology annotation, biological process: mRNA splicing, via spliceosome. The transcript has 5 exons. Lineage: Eukaryota; Metazoa; Arthropoda; Arachnida; Ixodida; Ixodidae. The record is from RefSeq and is a predicted model, not a curated record.